GGCAUUGUCUUUCUUUUUAGCGAGUCUUUUGCAUAUUGGGGAUACCCUGCCUCGUCGCGCCUCUGGUCUUUUGUAGAUGCAGGGAGAAUAUGGAGGCAGAUAUGACAAUUCUGAAGAAUGAAAAGAAACGGUGACUUCACCGCCUCGUAAGAUGAAUGUCAGGUGCACCGCAGUGGUGCCCAGGAUUACGAAUAAUAUCGCGUUUCAUUUCUUCUCUCGUGAAGCUCUAAUUUAAUUUUCAUUUAAAUAUAAAUGACAGCCCGCGUGCGUUAACAGGAGAAGCAUGCGACCGCCGAUCGGUCAGACACUGGCAGUUUAUUUUCCAUGUCAUCUGAUACGUGAUCGGCGAAGGAAAAGCGGGUCUGCUUGAUGUGGCUUGAUGGAGACCGAGUGAGGCUGGCCGUGUUGUGGAUGCACAGAUGGCGAAUACAAGCGAGCCGGGGCAAAGCGCCCCAUCGCUGCAGAAUUACGCCGCUACCGCGUCCGCGGUGAAGCUCGCUUCUCUGGGGCUGAUCAUCUGCAUGAGCCUGGCGGGGAACCUACUGAUAUCCUUCCUGGUGCUGAAAGACAGAAGUCUGCACAGAGCUCCCUAUUACUUCCUUCUAGAUUUGUGCUUGGCAGAUAUAGUGAGGUCUGUCGUGUGCUUCCCGUUCGUGAUGGUAUCCAUCAGCAGCGGCUCCAGCUGGACCUACAGCGUAAUAAGCUGCAAGAUCAUCGCCUUCAUCGCGGUGCUCUUCUGUUUCCACGUAGCUUUUAUGCUUUUCUGCAUCAGUGUGACUCGAUAUAUGGCAAUCGCACACCACAGGUUUUAUUCUAAACGGAUGACAUUUUGGACUUGCGUGGCCGUCAUCUGCAUGGUUUGGACCCUCUCUGUUGCAAUGGCGUUCCCCCCAGUCUUCGACGUGGGCACCUACAAAUUCAUAAGGGAGGAAGAGCAGUGCAUCUUCGAGCACCGAUACGUGAAGGCGAACGACACGCUGGGCUUCAUGUUAAUGCUGGUGGUCAUCGUGGGUACCACGCACGUUGUUUACGUGAAGAUGCUGUUUUUCGUUUACGACCACCGCAAGAUGAAGCCUGCCCAGCUGGUCCCGGCCAUAAGCCAGAACUGGACUUUCCAUGGACCCGGUGCCACCGGGCAAGCGGCGGCCAACUGGAUCGCGGGGUUCGGACGUGGGCCCACGCCGCCGACCCUGGUGGGCAUCAGGCAGGCGUCGCACAAUCCCAGCAAGCGGCUUCUCGUCUUGGAUGAAUUCAAAAUGGAAAAGAGGAUCGGCAAGAUGUUCUACAUGAUCACACUGGGCUUUUUCCUGCUGUGGGCUCCCUACAUCGUGGCGUGUUAUCUCCGAGUGUUUGUGAAAGCCGGCACCAUACCGCAGGUCUACCUGACUGCGGCGGUCUGGAUGACGUUUGCGCAGGCGGCAGUGAAUCCUAUUAUAUGCUUUAUAUUUAACAAGGAACUGAGGGUGCGCUUCAGAACGCGGUUCCCAUGCUGUCUCAGCACACAGACCCCCAUGGAGCCCUAUUGUGUCAUCUAGACCUUCUGCGGUGCCUCCCUUGACUUUUUACUGGAGCACUUUUAGAGGUUUUAUUUCGCGGUAUGAAAGUAAUGGACGGACCAGUAUACAUUCUUUUUGUAUUUAUUUAAUAAUGUUAGUCAUGGUGAAGUUUCUUCCUGACUGGGCGUCACUGAAUUUGAAUUUCUCUGGGUUAUUGCUCUGACAGAAUUCCUUGCAAUAGCUCCUGGCGUGGGAAAACCAUGUUUUUGUAAAGAUUUGUAUGCAUAUAUAUAUUUACCCAGUGACAGCACCAAAUGAUAAUCUCAUAAGGAAGGUUUCUCUCAAAAGUGUGCGUCAUUUCCGUGUAGGGUUUUAUUGUUGGUGUAAAUGCUAAAGACUAAAUCUUUGCUUUCGUUAUUAUUUUUUCUCAGCUGGUGGGGGAAACAGUAAUGUUUGGCUAAUGUUCGACAAGUCCGGCCCUUUGUGUGGAUAGACUUACAGUCAAAUCAAAUUUCACUUUUUGUGGCAGUUAAUAUAAUGUAUGGAUUUUGGAAAUGUAUUUGAAACGUUUCUUUCCAUAUUCUCUUGAAAUAAUGUAAAAUUUUGAUGAUGAAACAGUUCAUAUUAUAAUGGCCUGUGUGCUGUUAAAAAUGUUUGCAUUGUUUGUACUCAAAAUAAAUCAUUACAAGUGAUUGGA
This is a messenger RNA of Paramormyrops kingsleyae, 2193 nucleotides long. It is a transcript of the gene gpr27, whose product is annotated as G protein-coupled receptor 27. Gene Ontology annotation, cellular component: plasma membrane. NCBI's taxonomy places the organism in Eukaryota, Metazoa, Chordata, Actinopteri, Osteoglossiformes, Mormyridae. Gene Ontology annotation, biological process: G protein-coupled receptor signaling pathway. Gene Ontology annotation, molecular function: G protein-coupled receptor activity. The record is from RefSeq and is a predicted model, not a curated record.